Molecule: messenger RNA, 417 nt
Organism: Closterium sp. NIES-65
Lineage: Eukaryota; Viridiplantae; Streptophyta; Zygnematophyceae; Desmidiales; Closteriaceae
Source: the annotation of a GenBank genome assembly
AUGAACGACGAGGCGUGCGACGACGCGGGAACGUCGCUUCUGUCGCACGAGAGCGAGCCCGAGUGGGCGCAAGUGGCGGGGAUGGCGAGCGACCUCGUCGUCACCGUCGGCCAGCGCGCCUUCCACGCGCACCAGUACCCGCUGUACGCGUUAGUAGCCUUGCUUCGUUCCCAGUACGCGUUACUAGCCGAGCACGGCAGCAGCAGUGGACGAGGGGAGGGCACCGGGCCCAUACAAGCGAAUCUCUCGUUCCUCCCUGGCGCCGAGCUCUCCUUCGUCCCCAUCGCCUGCCACUGCCACGACCGCCCCUGCCGCCUCUCGCCCCACUCCGUGCUGCUCGUGCGCUCUGCAGCAUCACUGCUAGAGAUGAGCGCGUGUGGGUCCAGCCCAGCCAUGCGCUGCUGCUGCCGCAGCUAG